Molecule: messenger RNA, 1433 nt
Organism: Drosophila miranda
Lineage: Eukaryota; Metazoa; Arthropoda; Insecta; Diptera; Drosophilidae
Exons: 5
Coding region: 306-1058 (250 amino acids)
Source: RefSeq, a predicted model, not a curated record
UCCGUCAGUUCAAGUUGAGCGCUCGUGUUGGCCGGUUGUCAGAGACGCGUGUUACCACCAAUAUACCCCAGGCGGUAGCAGUAGCAGUAGCAGUAGCAGCAGCAAGGCUUACACCCAGAGUCUGUAUUUUUUUUGGUUUCCGUUUCUUGCUGGCAGAACGAUACGUUUCUGUAUAGUUCGUGAAGUGUUGUGUGCAAAGCCAAUCCAAUAAAGUCGCAAAGAGACCGAGUCACAAGUGCCCAAAAGUACAGCCAAUAACCCAAUACAACACCCAACAAAACCUACAACUCACACACAGCUACAAAAUGGAAUACCGGUGCUUUAGUAGAAGUUCUGUCAAACACCUAACGGCGCUCUGCGUCAUCAGUAUUGCACUCACAUGCGCCAAUGCGGCGUUAUGGCCCAGCUACAGCAGCAGCGACGAUGCGCCUUCCAGCAGAUGCGCCGGAGGGCGUGGACUGAAAUACCUAUCCGGUGAUGCGCUGACGGAUUCGCCAGACUGUUUGGGCCCCAACAAUGCGCCAUAUCCCAGUGCGGCCGUUGCGCGCACAUUCUCCAACUGGAACGGAAAUUCGCGACGUGGACGCCAGAGCAAAUUGCCGACCACUAUGGAUCCCGCUGUGACCACGAGUGCACUUUUGAGGGCCUACGAUGAGGUAAACAAUGAGGCUAUCGGAAGCAAUCGUUAUGGUCGUUCCCUGAAGAAUGCCUCGCCGGCGCAUCAGUGCAAGAGCGAUACACCGGCGCGUCUGUGCAAGACGCGCUACAACACCACGGCACCCAUGUAUGGCGUUAGUUUGACCUCUGGCCAGCCGGUCACCAUAGUUCAGAAGUUCCCCGAUCUCCUGCAGCAAGUCGUCUUCGAAGUGUGCGAGUCCUCUGAAUGUGAUGUGGUUCGCGGCGAGUGUACGCAAACCUAUGUGCCCUACCUGUUCCUGGUCAUCCCCCUGGGUCCCGUGACGCUAACCGGCCAGGACUAUGUGCUCGUGGAGAGCGGAUGCGUCUGCAAGCCGAAGUACUCGACGGGCGCCGCCCAGGAGCCCAACAUGAUACCGUAGGCGUUGGAGCGUACUACCACCAGUACUACGCCCACCCACUAGGAACACAAACAGCAACCAAAAGAACUGAGCGAGUUUUGGUCGAGGGUCGAAGCUGAGCAGCGGCUGGCUGCCUGGCUAAAUUAAUAUGUACUUAAACAAGGAAUUAUUUUUUGUAGCGAAAUCAAUUUUGCAAUGUUAUUUAAUUUUUUUUUCUAAUCUCCUAUUUCUUCUCAACACUCUCAGCUGUAUAAAAUUGAAAUGCAAUUUUGCUCGAAAAAUAAUCAAAUGCUAAUCUUAAGUUUACAUUUAAACAAAAUUAAAUUAAUGCAUUCAUGCGUUUAUAGUUAUAAUUAUUAGAGCCCCUAAAUAAAAGCAUUCCUUUCGAAAUGUUAA